Messenger RNA from Hibiscus syriacus, 1035 nucleotides. RefSeq lists its product as uncharacterized. The transcript has a single exon. The record is from RefSeq and is a predicted model, not a curated record. NCBI's taxonomy places the organism in Eukaryota, Viridiplantae, Streptophyta, Magnoliopsida, Malvales, Malvaceae. Bases 1 to 1035 code for a protein of 344 amino acids.
AUGGCAUAUUUCAUUGUUUCUUCUUCCAUUCUCUCAUCAACGGAGGAUACCCCAAGAACUCAAAUGGAGAAAUCAACCAGCAUUAUGAGAAGAUCAAUCUUCACUUUCCUUCAAAAUUACCACUUCUUCACUUUGACACCCGCAAUUCUUGUUUUCCCCUACUCUGUUUCAGUUCUUCUUUCGCAAAUCUUCGUCCCACCUUCUUCUUUGCUUCCAUCAAUCAAUGGCCGUCUCGAUGCUCUUUUUCAAGCUUCUGGGUUCCCUUAUCCCUCAGAUUUCUUCACGAUUCUCAGUUUAAAACUUUCCCAAACCAUCUGUUUCUCCGUUUUCGCACUUCCUUUCACAUUCUCCUUCUUCCUCAUUGCCAAAGCCUCCAUUAUCGAACUCUGUUUCCGCCAUGGGAGAACCUUGAAGAAACCCUUUCUGUUUUCAUCGGUUCUUUCGCUUUACAGGCCUCUCCUCGGAACCCAAAUCUGCAAUUUCUUGUUAAUCAUCUCAGCGAACGCAACGGCUUUCUCUGUUUUGUUCUUUGGGUUCAAUUUGAUUGAUGGGUUGGGAUUCUCAUCCCCUAAAUGGAUUCUUUUAAUUUCUGCUUUUGGGGCUGUUUUUUACUCUCUGGUUCUGGCGAAUUCAUUCGUAAUUUCAAACUUGGCAUUGGUUUCAUCGGGAAUGGACAAAUCCGGUGGAUAUUUAUCGAUUCUAAAAGCUUGUGUUGUUAUUAAAGGAAGAAGUUCGACUGCUUUAUCAUUGGCUUUGCCUUUGAAUCUCAGCCUGGCGGCCAUUGAAGCUAUGUUUCACCAUCGUGUGGUGACAGCUUACGAAGGUGGUGAUUCCGCUUGGUUUCCGAUGGCGUUGGAAGGGGUUUUGAUUGCUUAUUUGUACUCAAUGAUUCUUGUUCUUGAUACUGUAGUGAGUUGCUUGUUCUUCGACAGCUGCAGAACAGGUGGAUUGAUGAAGAUGAAGCAGGAAAGUGAAAUUGCAGAGGAGGAGGAUGAUGGUUAUGUGAAAUUGGAGAAUGUUGAAGAUCUGCCAUAG